UUUUAAUGAUCCCUAUUCCUACCAUGAAGGUGCUGUCUGGGAUCUUUGAAUACUUGGACUGGGAAGAUAUUCUGGCAGUGCGUGUCGUCAGCCGACAAUGGAAGGAAGUGGGAGAUUUCCACUUCAGAGAGAGGGGGAAGGUCGUCUGCGAUGCCCCACCUGACUUUGACAUCACCGGAAUCCUGAAGAUGCUCUCUUCGUGGUCCGUCGUCCCUCGUUCCCUCGUCUUCAAGAACGUGGCCCUCGAAGGCUCGGGAUCGGACGACGGAAAGCAAGUGCUCGAAGACACGAGAGAGCUCGCAUUAUUGUCGUGUUCUGUGCACCCGGACGCAUUGGUUCGGCUCCUGACGAGUUCUCCGCGGCUGAGCCGUCUCUGUAUCCACGAUCCGUGCGUUGCCUUUCUGUGUCUUCCCCUUCGACUCCAUCCGGGAUCUCUCCCUUCGGUGCAGUGCCUGGACCUGAGUUCUACGCGCCGCCUCGACGACUCCCUUCUUACAGUCUUUUGGCGAGCUUGCCCCAAUUUGGUGCAGUUUUCCCUCUCUGCCUCGAAUCUGGCCUCCAACCCAGCCAUCUUCCGUCGCUUCUACCCGAGAGGCUCGGAGGAACCGACGAAUAACGUCCUCACGAUGCGACAUCUCGAACGCCUCGUGUGUUCCAAGGAAAAGUUUCACUCUCUCUCACUGACUCACAUGAACUUGAACUCCUCCUCUCUCUGCAACAUUCUGUGCAAGACAUCCAUUCUGCUUGGCUUCCUUGACUUGAGUGGCUGCAGGGAAUUGUCAUCGCAGUGUUUGGUGGAAAUAAUCGAGAGACAGAAAUCAUUGCAUGGGCUUCGACUCGCGGGGACGAGCGGCGUUUCGGACCCUGUUCUCUCUCGGAUUUGUACCCACCUUCCCUUCUUGAGGGACCUGUCGAUGGGUGAUGGUUCUGUCUCCUUCUCGAAAGGUGUUCUUGAAGGACUUCAUGGCCUUCAAGACUUAAACAAUCUUAAAAUUUCCUGUCAUGGCGAUUUUCGCCUGGUUGGCUUGAAGCAGCUGAGAUGUUUAUCCCUUGAAUAUUGUUAUCUCAGACCCAAUCCGUGUGAUGAACAGACUUGUCAGCCACAGCAACUGAGAGAACUGUACCUCGAACGAUGCUCAACAAUCACAGACUUAGAUAUGCAGGUUCUUCUGGGCACAUUGAAAAAUCUCGUUGUUCUGAGGCUUCGGGAUCUUCCUCUCACGGACUUCGCUUUCUCCCGUAUGGUCAAUUCUGCUGGAAUUGUCUUAUCAGGGCUGACACCUGAGAUGAAGGAAAGGGGCUUCUGGGAAGUGAGCACCAAGAGCGAAACUGAGAGGCGCCUUGUGAGGGAGAUAAAGGCCAAAGAAGCCUCAGAGGAGCUACUGGUAUCCACUUGUGGUGGCGCAGAUCCCCCCUUAAGGAAGCUCCAACAUCUGAGGGAGUUGGCAAUGAUAGGGAUGAAGAACAUCACAGAUGUCACUGUGAUCUCAGGGAUUCAAGACCAAGCUCUUCAGCAUCUCAAUCUCUCCUACUCUCCUCUAAUCAGCAAUCUGAGCAUGGUGCACUUGAGUGGGUUACCUGAGGUGGCAUCCUUGAGAAGCUUGAAUGUAUCAGGCUGCACCCAGAUCUCGGACGACGGUCUUGCUCGGCUCCUCCAUCGCACCCCUCAUCUGCGGGAAUUUUCCUUCCGGGAGUGUACUGGUGUGACAAGGGCUACACUGAAGUGCCUGGAGAAGCACUGCCCUCUGACCCACCUGAUCUCUGUUAACAGAGAUCAGGUGAUCAGUUUCCCCUUCGUUCGCUUCGAAGUCAACCACAGCUCGCCGCUUCAUCUGUUAUCAUCCUCCGUUCCAUUAUCAACUGCAGACAAAGUAAUGCACGAAGAG
Messenger RNA from Darwinula stevensoni, 1886 nucleotides. The record is from the annotation of a GenBank genome assembly. NCBI's taxonomy places the organism in Eukaryota, Metazoa, Arthropoda, Ostracoda, Podocopida, Darwinulidae.